Messenger RNA from Panicum virgatum (switchgrass), 1111 nucleotides. RefSeq names its product zinc finger A20 and AN1 domain-containing stress-associated protein 12-like. The record is from RefSeq and is a predicted model, not a curated record. The transcript has a single exon. Gene Ontology annotation, molecular function: zinc ion binding; DNA binding. NCBI's taxonomy places the organism in Eukaryota, Viridiplantae, Streptophyta, Magnoliopsida, Poales, Poaceae. Bases 329 to 970 code for a protein of 213 amino acids.
AGAUUGCGCGGAGCUUGGUGCGUACGUGAGCCUUCUCGCCACGAGGUAUCGAGGAUCCAGGCGCGCGACUCAGAACUUCUAGUCCACCUCCGAUCCACCCCUGCCACGGAUCCGACUCCACGCGAGCAGCAAGCUCGGAAUUCGCCUCGCGCGCUUGGUCUCGGGCUCUCGGCCUUCCCCUACAAUAAAAGGAGACGCGUGGUGGUGGAACUCAUCGUCCACGCAACGCAAAGCAACGCCUCGUGCUCGAUCGCCCCGGUUCCCCCGCGAUCCCGAUCGACCCUCCAGCAGUACGUAGCAGCGACCACCGACGAAGACGACGACACCCAUGGCAUCAGAGAAGCAGCAGGUCUCAGGCGGCGGCGCGGCGCCGAUGUGCGCCAACGGCUGCGGCUUCUUCGGAAGCGCCGCGACCAAGAACAUGUGCUCCAAGUGCUACAAGGAACACAUGAUGAAGACCGCCGACGCCGCCACUCCGCCCGUCGCCGAGAAGAAGGCCGACGACGCGGUGCCAGCGCCGGCGCCGGAGGUGGAGGAGAGCGGCUCAUCCGCGGAGACGACGGAGGACUCCGCGGCGCCCGUCAUGUGCGCGAACGGGUGCAGCUUCUUCGGCUCCGCAGCGACCAAGAACCUGUGCUCCAGCUGCUACAGGGACCUCCUCAAGGCCGCCGCCGCCGGCCUCGCCGUGGCCGAGAAGAUCGAGGUCGCGCCCGAGCAGCCGGCGCCUGAGGCCUCCGCCACGGCCUCCUCUAGCGCGGCGACGGCGGCGAAGCCGGCGCGGAACAGGUGCACGUCGUGCAACAAGAAGGUCGGGCUGCUGGGGUUCGUCUGUCGCUGCGGCGGCACGUUCUGCUCACUGCACCGCUACACCGACGAGCACGCCUGCGACUUCGACUUCAGGACGGCGGGCCGCGAGCAGAUCGCCAAGAAGAACCCGCUCGUCGUGGCGCCCAAGAUCAACAAGAUCUGAUGCAGACGGAGACGACGAAUAGUCCGGGUCAGAUGGAGACGACGAGUACGUUGUGCAAGCCUGCAAGGCUGGGUAGCUAGUGAUGAUAGGUUUCAUUGUUUUCUCUUAGCUUCCAUGUUCUAGAAGUUAAAACCAUUCUUU